GACUUAAGCAUCACAUAUGAGAAGCAGGUUUAUGAUUUGUUUGCCAUAUUAAAUAAUGAAAAUAAUGAUAAUAACAUAUCCAACGAUUUAAAUAAUGAUUAUUUAAAUGACGUUGAUUAUGAUAUAAAAAUAAACCAAAAAUAUUGUGGAUCGAAUAUUUGUAGAUUCUUAUUCUUAUAUCGACCCCCAGAACAAGAGACACGAGCAAAUUUUCAUUUCAAGACAAUCACUGAGCUCGCUGAGAAACUUAAUCGUACAGUGGUCUUAACAAAUGUUGGACAAUCUAGGAUAGGUUCUUGUCAGCAAUUGCCUUACAAUUUUUAUUAUAACAUAGAUGUAUUACAAGAAAAUUUUCCAAAUAUGAAAUUCAUAUCACAAGCAGACUUCCAACGAUGGACUCGUGAGCGUCGCAACAAACCAGAUACAUCCCAUAUAUACAUUAAUAUUAACAAAAAAAAACAACCAAAUACCUUUGAUCUUGUAGAACCUUUUGUAGAAAACUUAUUAAAAAAACAAUGCCUCAGUAAAUUCCAAUUAAAAAUGGAUGACAACAUGGUUUUCAAGAAUGUCAACAUUGGACCAAUGGGAUUAUGGAGAACUAACAAAUCAUCAAAUUUAAUUAUGGAAAAAUAUUUGAUCUCACAAUUAGAUAUGAAUACAGAAGUAUUAUUGAUAAAUCACGACCUUCGAUCUCAUUUAUUUGCGAAUAAAAAAAAUAUACUUAUUCCAUAUGCAAAUCAUCUUAUAAAUGCUGCUAAUAAAGUAGCAAACGAACUUGAUUCUUAUAUAGGAAUUCACUGGCGUAUGGAAACAGGCGUAACCAAACCAUUGAUUCAAUGUGCAAAUAAGCUUGCGGAAUGGAUUAAUUCAACGAAAAAGACUACCAAAAUAUCUAAUGUUUAUUUUGCUACUGAUUAUCCUAUUGGUGGUAUGGAAAAAGCCCAAUCAUCCACAUUUCAUGCAGUAACGAAAGAACAUCAUGAAGCAGUGAGAAUUUUGAAUUCUUCAAUGUACUUGAAUACUUGGAAGUCUACAAACUCUCUAAAAUAUCUUGAUGAAUUUCCAGAAUUAAAUAAAAUAAUUCAAAAAGAGUUCAAAGGUGCAGGCGUACAAGGAAUUAUAGAUAAAUUGAUUUUAGCUUUAUCAAAUUAUUUUGUUACUGGAUCAGAAGGAUGUUGUAGGACUCGUAGCUCUUUUACUGGAAAAAUUAUUCAAGCAAGAAUGGCAAUGAUGAGAGAUGGGAAUCCGAGGAUAAAAAACAUUGUGUCGCUGCUUGAUCCAUCUAAUUGA
Dentiscutata heterogama is the source of this 1290-nucleotide messenger RNA. Lineage: Eukaryota; Fungi; Glomeromycota; Glomeromycetes; Diversisporales; Gigasporaceae. The record is from the annotation of a GenBank genome assembly.